AUGGCUGGCCCUGGUUUUGAUCCCAACGAGAUUCACAACUUUCUUCGCACGUAUCCUUCGAGCGACUACACUGGAGUGUACGGCUAUUCCCAGAACCCAUACAGUGUCGGUGUUGAGACUCCCCGAUAUGCAGUCUCGAUAGUCAGCGGUGACUUGCCAGAUGGUUCUGAGUUUGACCAUACCAAUUCUGACGUCCAAUCGUCAUAUACAGCAGCGCCGAGUGUUGCGUCACGAGCAUAUACCACUACAUCCACGAUGCAGUCCAGUACAGCAUCUGUAUUCAGCCGAUGGGAUGACCAGAGCUCGGUAGGCAGAACUUCGAUAGCGUCUGGACGAAGAAGUAUUGCGGCGCCACCAGCUCCUACCAAUUGGACGCAGCAGACUGGUGAGCUGUGGUGCGAAUUCAGUGAGCUCAAGGGCUGUUCGGCAACAUUUCGACUUGAUGACGAAGUUGGUUGGAUUGAACACCAUGUCCGCCACUUGAGAGAGAAGUUGCCUGUGCAGUCUCGUUGCUGGUUCUGCGAUGACUACCCCUUCGUCGCCGAGUCCCCUAGCGACCUGUAUCCCAGAUUUUACGAGCGCAUGCAGCAUAUCCGCUUGCAUAUUGAUUUCGAGCCGGUGACAAGCGACCAUAUGCGUCCAGACUUCCACGUCGUCGAACAUAUGUAUAGGCAGCGUCUGAUUCCCGAACACACGUAUCGCCUCGCGAUGCAGUUCGAUGAGUUGCCGCCACAACUCCAGAUCCCAGGGACGCCAGGCGCGGCUCCGCCGUCAUCGUCUUCAUCAAUCUCACGACCAUCGAGAAAUUCGUCGAGUCGGCAUCGAAUGGAUUGA
Podospora anserina S mat+ is the source of this 834-nucleotide messenger RNA. RefSeq lists its product as uncharacterized. The transcript has a single exon. The record is from RefSeq and is a predicted model, not a curated record. The coding region runs from base 1 to 834 and encodes 277 amino acids. NCBI's taxonomy places the organism in Eukaryota, Fungi, Ascomycota, Sordariomycetes, Sordariales, Podosporaceae.